UCUUGAAAUAAACCAGUAGGACUAAACCUGUGAGGCGGGUGUCUUUUAUUCGUAUAUAUUUGUUUAAAUAACAACUAUUUGUUUGACCCAAGAGAUGAGGAAUACAAAGAAAUGGUGGACUAUCAUCUGCACUAUAAGUAGUAUUAUAAUUUUCUAUAAUACAAAAGGAAUUUCAAGAAUGGAAGUGCACCUGGAGGCGCAACUAUUUGGUGAUGGUGAGCUAAGUAUGAACAGGCUGAUGGUCAAUAUGUCUGACAAAAUGAAUAGGAAUGGAACAUCACUCUUCCAGCUCUCUGCAAAAGACUGGAAAAUCAAUACUUCCUUGGUUCAGGAAAUAAGGAAGGAUAUUCUUCGAUUCUUGGAUGCAGAAAGAGAUGUCUCAGUUGUCAAGGGCAACAUUAAACCAGGUACCAAAAUCCACUAUGUAAUAGACAGAGGAUGCACCUUCAACAUUUCCCAUACUUUUCAUAGCCUCCUUCCUGAAGUGUCACCGAUGAAGAACAAGAGAUUCAAAACCUGUGCUGUGGUUGGAAAUUCAGGGAUAUUACUAAACAGUGGCUGUGGAAAAGAAAUUGACAGUCAUGAAUUUGUAAUAAGGUGUAACCUGGCCCCAGUACUGGAGUUCAUUGAAGAUGUGGGGACUAAGUCCAAUUUUGUUACCUUGAAUCCAUCUGUUAUACAGAAAGCAUUUGGAAACUUUAAGAAUGAAACUGACAAAGCGCGAUUUGUACAGAGAAUAGCCACUCUGAAUGAUAGUAUCCUUUGGAUCCCAGCAUUCGUGAGUAGAAGUGGCGAAAAACACGUGGAGCUUGUGAAUGAUAUUAUCCUUAAGAAUAAGUUGAAAGUUCAAACUGCCUAUCCAUCCCACAGGCUGUUUCAUGCUGUAAGGGGUUACUGGCUGACAAACAAAGUUUUAAUCAAACGACCCAGCACAGGACUUCUGAUGUACACAGUUGCUACCAGAUUUUGUGAUGAGAUACAUCUCUAUGGAUUUUGGCCAUUUCAUAAAGAUUCAUAUGGAAAAUUAGUGAAAUAUCAUUAUUAUGAUGAACUGAAAUAUAGAUACCACUCCAAUGUUGGACCUCACAGAAUGCCUUUGGAAUUUAAAACAUUGAAAGCUUUACACCAGAGAGGAGCACUUAAGUUAACAACUGAAAAAUGUAGAACAUCUUAAAUGAGAUCAGGUGUGGUUUCAGUUUAAAAAAGGUGGAUUCUGAAGUACAGGGCUUACUGCGGAGAUUGCUUUCAAGUGUUGAUAACUGGCUCAUUUCUGUGGUGCCAUAAUCAGCAGAAGCUAUAGCCAUGGUGUUGUUUGCUCAACUGAUGCAUUUAGAAGAUGUUAGAGUACUUUGAAAAAAAAAAAAAAACUUGAAUAAGUAUCAUUACUGUUUACAGAUUUUCAAAACACAGUCACAAGUUGCCUGUAUGAAUAUACUCAUGUUCAAACAUGAGGAAAAUUGCAGAGAUUGACAUGAAGACAUGCUUUUUCGUGAUUUGAUGGAUAAUCUUGGUGCAACAUUUUGUAGUCUUUCAGUGCUGCCUAGUUGUUGCCAGAAGUAGCCACGGCUAGAACUGAAUUUUUCAGAAGAACCUAAUACUUCUGCCUUCUUGUUAAAAUGUAUAUGGUCUUGGGCCGCUGUAGCAAAGUGGAGAAAAUGUGGUUACUUGUAAUCUUCCUUAGUCAGUAUUCAUCCUUAUUGAUGCAUUGGUCUAUGAAACUGAAAGGCUGUAAUAAGAAAUUAAACUUGUACCUUUACAGUUCUAAAAUUUCAAGGACUACUGUAUCCUUAGAACUAACACUGGUUAAUAAAAGGAACUUUGUGCUUUAUUCUGCUUAGCUAAGUAUAGCCGUAAAAUAAUGGACUUGUUUAAUUUAGAAUGUGUUGUCAUUAAGAAGAAAGCAUUUUAGAAAGGUGCCCUUACUAUUGGUACCAAAGAAAAAGCUUAUUUUAUAAACAAGCUAUUUCUGCUCAUGAUAAUAUGUGUAAUAUUAACACAGGAAUGGUGCAGUAUCUAUAUCAGUCUUUCAAGCUGUAAUAUGUCUUGAAAUUUAUUUUAGAUUCGGUAAAAAUCAACACAAUUUGAACUCAAUGUUUUUUUAAGUGUUUAUGGUUUACAUAGAAGAUGCAAUCAUUUUAUACCUAUUGGGGAUCAGAUUUGAAAAUUACAGAAAACAAUUGUGCUCCAAACAGUCACUUUUGAUAUUUCAAAGCCCAUUUGAACUUUAUUUAAGCCAUGUGAGUGUACAAAGUCCUGUGUAUGAAGAAUGCCUAUCUGCAGUUUACAACUAAACUGCUAGCAUUUGACAUUUAGGACUCAACAGCAGCAGGGCAGAUAUAUUAAUGAUCUGUAGUCAUUGGAAGCUGGCAUAUUCCUUUACAGGCAUACAGAAGAGCACAAAUAGUGCCACAUUCUUAUACUUUCAUCUCAGAUCAUGGAAUAGAAGCAUUUUAUGUAAGAGUAUUGUAUAGUGUCUUACAGCUGAAUUAAUGAUUGGUUGCAGUAGUACAGUCACAGCUGACCCAAGACAAGAAAACAGUGCCUACCAAUCGAGUCAUAUUUGCUUAGAACUUAAAUGAAAAGAGUAUGGUUCUUGUUGCUCACUAAAAAACUGAAUACACUAGGGAAGCCUCCAUAACUUCAAAUGUUUUGUUUCAUCUGCCUUCCUGUAGGUAUCAAUAUACCAUGAUUAACACAGCAGCAGUGUGACUUCAUAUGGUCACACUUAUUAGACCCUCUUAUAUUGUUUCACUGUGGAACUAAUACUUGGGCAUUCUGUAUAGAUUUGGGAUGCCUUUCCUCCACUAACAGUUCAGACGUUCCAAUUUCUGUGUCACCAGUCUCAAACAUGAUAUUAAUCUGAAGCGCAUAUUAAGGUAGAGAUUCAUUUUAUUAUGUAGUUUUGAACAAAAAAAAACACAAAGUAGAACAAAAUUUAUGGAAA
Protopterus annectens (West African lungfish) is the source of this 2944-nucleotide messenger RNA. RefSeq names its product ST8 alpha-N-acetyl-neuraminide alpha-2,8-sialyltransferase 4 (gene ST8SIA4). Gene Ontology annotation, molecular function: alpha-N-acetylneuraminate alpha-2,8-sialyltransferase activity. Gene Ontology annotation, biological process: N-glycan processing; oligosaccharide metabolic process. The record is from RefSeq and is a predicted model, not a curated record. Lineage: Eukaryota; Metazoa; Chordata; Ceratodontiformes; Protopteridae. Bases 95 to 1174 code for a protein of 359 amino acids. The transcript is spliced from 5 exons.